This is a messenger RNA of Ictalurus furcatus (blue catfish), 9859 nucleotides long. It is a transcript of the gene peak1, whose product is annotated as pseudopodium-enriched atypical kinase 1. Bases 697 to 6114 code for a protein of 1805 amino acids. Lineage: Eukaryota; Metazoa; Chordata; Actinopteri; Siluriformes; Ictaluridae. The record is from RefSeq and is a predicted model, not a curated record. Gene Ontology annotation, biological process: protein phosphorylation. Gene Ontology annotation, molecular function: protein kinase activity; ATP binding. The transcript is spliced from 7 exons.
CCGUCGCUGUGGUGUACACAUAGCUGCUGUGGCCGAAUCACGGAGCUGAGAGUGUGCGCGCGCGCGCGCGCGCGAGGCAGAGAGAGAGAGAGAGAGAGAGAGAGAGAGAACGAAUGCGUGAGCGCAGUUGAAGCCACAAAAUACAGCGAAGAAGCGGCGUUUUAACACAAAGACUCCACCAUACCGAGAAGAUGAACUACACGGAUCCGCAGUGGCGAGAAAAGAGGAGCCGCGGCGUCUAAAGGUGGACUGUAGAGAGUAAGGCAGGGAUGCUCUGCUCAGAUCGAGGUAACUGAUGUGGUUUGAAUUGAAGUAGGACUCAUGAGAUGGCGGAAGUGGCCCAUCCAGCAGCUCCAGCCGGGGAUUCGGGAUCGAGUCAUAUCGGAUCAUUUUUGGGAAAGGGAGGUUUGUCUCUCCAGAGCCGUGUCUGAUGCCUGGCUAUGCUCUCGUGGUUUCCUGUGUUCUGCACAGAGCUGUAGCACCAAGUCCCAGAUCUCCCAGAUGUGCUGAAAGGGAGCACGCUGCGCACAACUGGAGGAAGUGCAGUUCAGUUUGUGUGGACUUGUCAGUGUUAUAAGUGGAAGUUGUUUCCCUGCCCCUAGCCUGUAGCAGCUGUGAGCAGCAGUGGUGUACCAGCUGUGUCUGUGAUGGAGCGCUUUCCUGUGCACUGAGUGUGCUGCUGUCAGCACUGCAGACAUGUCUGCUUGCAACACAUUCACUGAACACGUGUGGAAACCUGGCGAGUGCAAGAACUGCUUCAAGCCCAAGAGUCUGCACCGCCUACCUGAGGGGGGUCCACACAAGUGUCCCCCUGAACCAGUCCUCACCCAGCACAGUCAUACCUCCACAGGAGGCACAAAUAACAUUAACCACCCAAGCCACUCACCCACAGGGGGCAGGGCUAUCAUCAACGCUAACCUUGCUAGCAACUCUCAGAGAAGCAGCAGUACUUCCCGUUCUGGCCAGUUCCGCCCUCCUGUAGCAAAAAAGCCCACAAUUGCGGUUAAGCCCACCAUGAUGCUCCCAUGCUCUGGAUUGGGGCUAGAUUUAGAAGGAAAUCCUCAGAAGCUCGUAGAGGGGGCAGAGCCUGGAAAAGCUUCAGCUUUUACCAUUUGGAAUCGUAAUGGCUUAAACCGGAAGAGGCCCUCAGAACCAAACAACAAUGAACGAAACGAUGAAAGGGUAGACAUGCAGGGGUUUGCUUCUCUCUGUCCCCCAAGCAGUAACAAUAACAAUGGCCUAACGGAUGUGCUGAAGGAGAUUGCAGGUUUGAGCUCAAAUCUGAGCUCCAGCAGGGACGAUUUCUUGGGCCGGAUCAGCUGCUCAUAUAGGCGCUCCUUGGAGAGAGGCUUGCCUGCGGCCAGCUGCCUGACCUUGGGUCGUAGCAGCAGUGCAAAUAAACGUGUCUCUUUGAGUGACAGUGCAGAGAUUAUCAGUUCGGAGGGGGGACGCUUCUGCUACCCAGAAUUUUCCAGCGAUGGAGAGGAGGAUGAGGAAUAUGAAGAGGAAAGUGAGAGUGAUGAUGAUGGUGAGCACGAGAGCUGGGAUGAGAGUGACGAAGAGCUUUUGGCUAUGGAGAUCCGGAUGAGGGGUCAGCCACGUUUUGCUAAUUUCCGUGCUGCAACUCUGUCUCCAGUUCCCUUUGCAGCUGGUAAGAAGUGGAACACUGUGCCUCUGCGGAACCGCUCACUGCAACGGAUCUGUGCUGUUGACUAUGAUAGUUAUGAUGAGAUUCUGAAUGGCUAUCCUUCCAUGGACUCCAGUGGAGCACCUAGCCUGCUUCCAUAUGGCUCUGACCCCCAGGGCAGUGGAUUCCUGUCUAACUCCGAGUCCAUCACCUCACCAGAGUCCUCAUCAUCUCUACCUGAAGACUCCUGCACAUCCAGCAGUGGCAGUAGUGUCUCCCGUAACCAGCCUAAUGGUUUACACCCUGUUCCAGUUAGCAGAGACUCUGCAGUUCAAGACCCAGCAGGCCGAGCAUUGAGCUCACCUAAAGCCACUGAGACACACAAAGCUGUUCUGGCCAUCCGAUUACAGGAUCAAGAUAUUAAUCAGAGAGAGGGUGGACCUCUUCCACAGGCACUCCCUGGCCAGCCAAUCACAAUAAGCUUUAGCCCAACGGAGGAGCAGCCUAAACCAUACAGAGUAGUGAGUUUGGAGAAGACUCCCAUCUGUAAGCCUUACACUGUGGUGGAUGUGUCAGCUUCCAUGGCCAGCACUGAGGAACGAACUACUGAGAGCGCUGCCAAGCCCAGAGGCCCAAUCACAGCACUGGGUCCCCCACCCUACCCAGGAGCCUCAAAAAACAUCCCCCUGUCUGCUUCUCCUCUCUCCCCAAAAUCACCUAUAUCACCCAAAACUCCACUUUCUCCUAAGUCUGCAGUAGUGUCUCCAACCACUCCAAUAUCUCCAUUCACUUCACUUUCUCCAUCAGUACCAGUCUCUCUAAGUACUGCCUUAGCCAAUGCUGCUACAUCCAGCCCUUCUUGUAAGAAGUCUGGGAACAUUCGUUACCAAGAGGUGUGGACAUCCAGCACUAGCCCUCGGCAAAAGAUCCCCAAAGUAGAGUUGCUUAGUGGUACGCCGUCUGGGUCAUCAGUCCCUCCCAGACAUGGCAACCAUAAAUCAGCUCCCACCUCCCCUGUUGCUGGUAUCUCCUCUUCACGCACCAUACCUGUGAAAUCACCUAAUUUGUCAGAGAUCAAAUUUAACAGCUACAAUAAUGCUGGUAUGCCUCCUUUCCCAAUCAUCAUCAGAGAUGAACCCACAUAUGCACGCAGUUCAAAGAAUGCAGUGAAAGUGCCCAUUGUGAUUAACCCAAGUGCAUAUGAUAAUCUGGCUGUGUAUAAGAGCUUUCUGGGUGUAAGUGGGGAGUUGCCACAGACCAAGCUGGGAACAGGAGGUCGAGUACCCAGCCACACAUAUGAGGAAAUCGGGAACUCUGAAAAUGCUCAGUCCUCACCCAUAGAACACAAGCCCACCAGAAAAUUUGUCACAGCUGAUACUAAGGAAGAGCUAAAAGCUAAAAGUUUCCCUGAGUGCAGUACAGCAGCCAACAUUUCAGUUACUGUUUCCAGUCCUAGGACAAACAUUGUCCCCACUCCUAGCACUGCCUCUAGCAGUCUGACAAAAAGCAGCUCCAUUAAACUCAACAGUAGCUGUAACCCCAGUGAGGAUUCACCUGCGGCAGGAAGCAGUGAGUGCCAGACCUCCACUAGCACUGGAUCAGGGCACAGGGAGAAGGCCAGCAUGGUGCUGUCUCAAAUAGUAGCCUCUAUCCAGCCACCCCAAUCUCCUCCAGGCUCACCCUCUGCUUACAGCAAGACAUGUAGUGCUGAAGAGCUCUACUCUCUUCCCCCCGAUGCCACUAAGGGUACUCUCAGCAGACCCAAAUCCCUCCACUGCCCUACUGAGAGUAGCCUGUCCAAAUCUCACAAGGACACGCCAUCCAAGCUCUUGCCUAAGUCUCAGAGCGCCUCAGCAGCUGAGGCUUCUACAAGUCCAAAAUCUGAACCCAGUGCCCCUUUCCCCCCACCCAGAUCCACCUCUUCUCCAUAUCAUGCCAGUAACCUGCUUCAGAGGCACUUCAGCAACUGGACCAGACCCAUGGGCUCCAGGCCCAGUGAUGGAGAGGUAAGCCCUGUGGCAGAAGGCAGACGCUCAACUGACAUUAACAGGCCCAAACGUUGGAUCUCUUUCAAGAGCUUCUUCCGCCGGCGGAAAGAUGAGGAUGAACAAAAAGAGAAAGUGGAGAAAGAGAAAGAGAAAGGGAAGCUGGUGGGUUUGGAUGGGACUGUUAUCACCAUGCUACCUCCUCCUCCUCUCCAGAGGCAGCACUGGUUUUCAGAGUCAAAAACAGAUGAUCCCAACCAGAAACCCACCAUUAUAUUCACCUAUAAGCCAGACAGUGGAUCAGGAGGCGAUGGGGAGGCAGAGCUCAGGGUGGAGGAGAGUAGUGCAGGUGCAGCUGGAGUGCUGUCAUUCAACCAGUCAGGCCCCCCUAAGAGCAGAGCCAGCCUCUUGAUCAGCAAAGUGAUGAGUCAGAUGCCAGCACAGGGAUCAGAGGCAGACAGCUCCGCCAUCACUUCUUUGCCGGCCAAACUGGAACUGCCGACCGUGAGCGAGCCGGCCGGCCUCUCGAAGCACGCUGUGGCUCGCCCACUCUCACCCAGCAUCAGUCUAGGGGAGCCAGAGGAGGACGAGGGUACACACACACACUCUCACUCACACUCCCCUGCUUCCAGCUCUUGCAGUGCCACCUACACCAACCUAGGUCAGUCCAGGGCCAGUUUGAUCCCUGCAAAGCACCCCAGACACCCCAAGACCUCUGAUGAUACGCUUAAUUCUGAAACUGAAGGGUUCAAUCCAGGUGCCAAAGCCACUCCCCCUCCUUUGCCAAAGAAAUCUGUGCCACGAGCCAACACAGAGCAAUCACUGACCAGAGAACCGAUGACCCGCCGGCCCCGGGGCGAAGUCAAGCCAGGCGGCGCCAGCUUGAGCGUGGCAAAUCCACUUUAUGACCUGGACUCCACCUGGGAGACUGCUAGUCAGAGCUCCUCGCUCAGCUUUGAUGCCCGCCAGCUAGACGAGUCAGGGGACUCUCUGGAGAGGUCAGCGGCAGGAGGACGGAGCCUGUCCCGCUCAGCCAACAGCAGCACAGCCCCAGAUCAGGAGAGGCAGGGCUGCCGCAGCACAGAGAGCCUUGCAGCCAGUAAGACCCACAGACUUGCUCUUUACAGAGGUCUGGAGAGCUGGGAGGAGGUGGCAGGCCGCAUCCGCGGUCUACACGCCGACACGUUGCGCAAACUGGCUGGGCGCUGUGAGGACCGCUUCAUGGCUGGUCAGAAAGACCAUUUGCGCUUUGGCACAGACAGCUGGUCCCACUUCAGACUGACCACGGGCAAGCCAUGCUGCGAGGCAGAAGACGCUGUUUACUACACAGCCGCUUACGCUAAGGACCCGCUCAUCAACUAUGCUGUUAAGAUCUGCAGGUACAAGGUGAAGGAGACACAGCAGCAGUUCUUCCACAGCCUGGCUAUCCGACAGAGCCUUCCUGUGCACUUCAACAUCCAGCAGGACUGUGGCCACUUCCUGGCAGAUGUGCCUGCCCGGCUUCUGCCCUGGGAGGAUGAGGAGGGGAGCGAUGAUGAGAGGGAUGAAAAGAGAGAGGAGGAGCGAAAUCUGGAGCAGAAAGGUGGAGGGAGCAAAGAGUUGUUGUCUGAAGGGAAGAGGCAGGCCGAGAGAGGGCAUGGGAACAUAGCAGUGCCGGUGGACAUGGCAUGCCAAGGCGGGAAGUUGCGCAGCCGAGUGGUGGUGAUCACACGUGAGGUCCCAUUCCAGACAGUGGCCGAUUUUGUGCAGGAGGGUGCAGCAAGGCAUUCACGUAACCCAGAGCUGUAUGAGCGGCAGGUGUGCCUGCUGCUGCUUCAGCUGUGUACUGGCCUAGAACACAUGAAGCCCUGCCACGUGUCACACUGCGACCUGCACCUGGAGAACCUGCUGCUCGUGCACUGCCAGCCGGGCGAUCCCUGGAACCUGGAGCUUCCAGAGCCCAACAACAACACGAUGUCUGCUUCGUCUGCCUGCCCGGCUCGCCUCAUCAUCAGCAACUUCUCUCAGGCCAAGCAUCGGAGCACCGUGCGGUACACUGAGUGUGAUGAGUUUCAGCUUGGCCUUCUAAUCUAUGAGAUGCUUCACCGACCCAAUCCUUUGGUGGAGGCAGCUGGCCUGAAGGAGAUGGAGCAACUGCCACCUCUCCCUACACGUUCCCUUUACUCGCAGGGCCUGCAGCGGCUGGCGAGUCUCCUGCUCCACACUGACGAGUCUGAGCGCAUUGGCGUUUCCGAGGCUCGUGCUUGCCUGCAGUGUCUGCUGUGGGGGCCACGUGAUGACCUCUUGCGUACUGCACCUCUUCCCACUCAGCGCCACGUAGCGCUGCAGAACUGGCUGGACUUGAAGCGUACACUCAUGAUGAUCAAGUUUGCAGAGCGCUCGCUGGAUGUCGGCCACGGCGGCGGCGGCGUCAGCCUGGAGGACUGGCUCUGCUGCAAGUACCUGGCCUUUGCCACCACAGACUCCAUUGACAGGGUUGUACGUGUUUUGCAGCAGCUCUGAGUCUGGAUGCUUCGCCCCAGAUUUGUGUGGACUGCCAGUCAGCUUUCAUAUCACAGGCCACCUGCCUUGUGGAGUCUGCUGGCACGUGCACAUUUGCGCUGUAUGCAUUUUGUUUUUGUUCGUUUUAUUCUUUUUAAUUUGAGGAACGUGCAAGACAUGUUUGUGCUUUAUUAGUUUGUGUCUGUGUUACUUAAGUAUUGAGUGGUGAAGAAUUUUAGAUCGAUCCUUUUGCUUUUGGAAAAGCUUCUCUUUUUUUUUUAACCAGCCAUGCAGUUGGAUUACAUUAUUAGAAAUUGUGUUAUUAGAAAAGCAGUCAGUGUUUUUCCCCCUGAUUGUUUUUUUUUUUAUAUAUAUAUAUAUAUAUACAUAUAUAUAUAUUUUUUAUCAAUGUGACAUGGUUUGCAGAAUGACUCACAGUUUGGCCUUCAUGAUAAAAUGCUUCCUUUGUUUACUCUAGCUGUUUGAGAGAGCACUGAUCUGGCAUCAGCAGCUGGUCUCCUGCGCUUUGACUUGGAACAACACUUUAGCUUUAGAGAUUUCAGGAUAUCACCAAGGGUCUGAGAGCUUUCAUACGUUUAUUAUGUUAUAGCAGUAGGUUAGUGUUGGAUGUAGUGGUCGACAUUUCUAGGUUUUAAAGCUGUGUGUAAAGCAGGGGUGUCCGAUCUCAUCCCGAAAGGACCGGUGUGGGUGCAGGUGUUCAUUCCAACCAAUCAGAAGCCACACCUGAGUCUGUUGAAAGCCAGGAUCAACUGAUUAAACAGGUGGAAUCGGGUGUGGCUCCUGCUUGAUCGGAAUGAAAACCUGCACCCACACAGGUCCUUUGUGGAUAAGAUUGGACACCCCUGGUGUAAAGCAUAAGGAGUUCAUUAAACCACAGCUAAGAUGGGAGAUAACACUGAGGGCCACAGUAUUUCUUCCAGUCGCUCUCAAUCUCUCGCUUUCUCCAUCAUCUCUUUAGUCAUGGUCCCCUGUAUGAGACGUCUAGAUGAGAUAGAAAGUUCAAGUAUUACUGAACGAAGCUACUUAAAAUUAAGACUAAUCCGAGUUCCGUAAUACAAUCUUGAGUGUGAGAGAGUCGAUGCAAAUGAUUCCAAAGCAGAUGGCGUGAGAUAUUUUUGUAACACCAGAAUUUACCAAAGCUUAAGAGACAGUCGCUGUCUAUUUUGACAUUGAACUAAUUAAAUCUUUGAAACAAAAUGUAUUUUUAAAGGUUUUAAUGCAUAGUCUCAUCUGAAGAAAUCAGUAAAGUUCUACGUUACUAAAAGUGUCCUUAUGCAAACACGUAUGGAGUAAAGCAGCCGGGUCCUUGGAUCCGGAACUGAAAGAUGCAGCCGGGGGCGGGGGGGAAGGGGGGGUGUUGGUGAAUGUGCACUGUGGUUAUAGGAGAGUCUGCAGCAUUCGGAUCAAAGUUCAAUUUCUCAUAAACCAGACAGUGAAAAGGGGGUAGAUCAGCCCCAGAGAAUAAUGGGUUGGAAUGGCAUACCUUUUUCUAAGGUAGAUCAUUUUUGUACCUUUAUGGAUUUAUGUGCAAUCAUUGUAAAUGAUAUCUGUUACGUAUGGAAGCAUGGAAGUAGUAUUUAAAUAUAGUUAAGUAUGUGCUUGAUAUUAUGCAGCAUUCAGUUAUACAGUUACUUCCUUUUGGCACAUAAUUAUUGACAAUGCCUGCUUCAAGGCACAGCUUAUUUUUUCUUUGAAACAUAAUUUCCACAAUAUUCACAAGCUUGGAUGAGAAGCACUCUGUGUGUGUGUGUGUGUGGUAUGUUAGUGUGUGAAAAUUUAGCAAAUGAUUUGUCAGGUAGUGCACAUACCUUUUAUUACAUUUUUGUUGUAUUACUGUGUGUGUGUGUGUGUGUGUGUGUGUGUAUGCAUUUCAUUUUACAUGGAAAGGGGCGAAGGAAGUGAGAAUGUGAAGCUCUGAAAUCAGCAGCAAGUCCCAGUGCUCUCUAUACAGGGACCAGUCAGCUACCCAGCUCACUCAGCUCAGUAGAGAAAAGCGAAGAGCCAUCUUGCAAAUUGUUAAUUGCUGGGAACCGUGAUCUUUUUUUUUUUUCUUCUGCAACCAGGAUAAGAGCAGCGAUGUGAGGUAAUCCGCUCUAGAGCAGUGCUUCUCAACCAGGCGUCCUCAGACCCCUUGUGAUCCGUGGCAUAAUUUCAGGAGGUCUGUGGGAUUGUUCCCAGUGAGCUCAGUGGUUAAGAUGUUAUAAAUAAUCUAUUGCUCCAAAGGUCAUGAGUUCAAACCCCAGCACUGCCAAGCAUGUCCCUGCUGGACCCCUGAGCAAGGCCCUUAACCCUCAACUGCUCAGUUGUAUAAAUGAGACAAAUGUAAGUUGCUCUGGAUAAGGACGUCUGCCGAAUGCAAUAAAUGUACGUACGUAUUUAAUACUUCAAAUACCUUUUUUUCAGGCCAUUAAAUGCGCAUUCACAGCUCGCUCACUGACCGAGCUUAGCUUUGCUCAUUCAGGAAGGUUUGCAAAAGUUUGUAUUGUGCCCAACACUGCUGGGUUAAACAAACGCAUGAUAAUACACAGAGAUCAAUCAAGCCGAGUGUAAUUUUAGUAAUAAAAUGUGUGAACAUCUUACUCUCCACCCAAGACUACGACUAUGAAAACUUCCGUUUCGAGUUUUAACAUUGAUGAGAAAAACGAGACGUGUACACCAGUGCGCAACAUGAAAUGCACAUGUCCGUGUAUAAAAACGUCACCGUUAAUGUUAAAGUCGCGCGAAUAGCAGACAGGAGAGCAAAUCUAAUACUGACCUGAAAAUGUAUUCCAUUUAACACUUGUUGGUUUAGGAAAAGGUGUAGUGUAGACUAUUAUAUUUAUUACAUCACAUUAUAUAUUAAUAUAUACAUAAUACAUGGUGGUGGGUGGGGUCUGGGAGGAUCAGUCAGAAUAUGCUAGGGGUACACAGCUGUAAAAGGUUGAGAACCACUGCACUAGCGUCGGGUGUAAUACAGAGACCUGGGCAGCCAUCGAGAAUAGCAGUGACGCAUUAGUCCUGAUUCAUUUGUGAUUAAUGCAUUGUAAAACAAAAAUAAAUAAAAACCGAUUAAAACAAGUUGCUGAUCUGCUCGAAUCUGAUUGGCGAAGAAAACGCUGAGUGUCUGACUGAGCUGUAAUUCAGCCGUGUUGCUGUCAGCUGCUGUCUGUCAGAAAAGAUUGAGACGGUUUGGUCAUUUUGUGCCUUUCCACUAGCAAGCAUCCUGAUGCCGCCGUGAUAGGAAUAGCUCUAAUGAGGAGACGUAUUAGUUCAGCGAGAGUGUGUGUGUGUGUGUGUGUGUGUGUGUGUGUGUGUGUUCCUUAUGAGACUCCAGUGUGCUGCUGAGCUGGUUGUUUGACUUGCUGGAGAAUCUUGGUGGACUGCACUGGUGGCUGUCCUUCCAUCAUGUGUUUUCUGUUUUGAUAUGAUCGUUUUCUAUAAUAGGAUCAGAAUGGUACACACACCACAACACUCUGUGUUCCAGGCUCACUAUUUCGUCUCGGCUCUAUCGUUUGUCCGUGGAGCCAUCGCCACUUCAUGCACAGCCAUGCUGCACAAUGUUCUGUAUGCUUUCUUUUCAGUUGUACUUCCAGCAGUGUAUUUUAUGGUUGCUUACCAAUGUACUUUAAUGGCCAAUGAAUAUAUAAAAGAGCUCUACUGGCUUUCUAUGUAUGUAUGUGUAUCUCAUGGCAUUUGGUGGCAUACAGCCAUUGUUGUCUUGAGUUAAUAUUACCAGUAGUAAUAAAAUGAUGAAUAUAUGUUUUUA